Messenger RNA from Cryptococcus amylolentus CBS 6039, 838 nucleotides. RefSeq lists its product as hypothetical. The coding region runs from base 50 to 691 and encodes 213 amino acids. NCBI's taxonomy places the organism in Eukaryota, Fungi, Basidiomycota, Tremellomycetes, Tremellales, Cryptococcaceae. The record is from RefSeq and is a predicted model, not a curated record. The transcript is spliced from 3 exons.
UCCAUAUCUCGACUUUACUUACUAUCCUACCCCUCAAAUACCUUUCACAAUGUCCCUCCCCGCCCCCCACCUCUCCAACCUCCUCAUCCCUCCUCCCGAAGGGAACGAAGACCCCACCCAGCUCGCCCUCAUGAUCGCCGGCGAACCCUACCAACAAGCCAACGACAAGUAUAUCGACCGUCUGCGAAGCCGGGGAGCUAUCAAGCUUGAUCAAAUUGUCAAAGUAACGGAUAUGGAUGAGAGAAUGACGUUGUGGAGGGAGUAUGGGAAUGUGGGGGAGGAUGUGUUGGUUGUGCAGCGGUUCUUUUGUAUAUAUGGGUUCAAUGUGCAUUUCAAGGGGGACAACUUUAUUGGAGAAAACUGCACGUUCCUCGAUGUCUGUCCCAUCACCAUAGGUCUCCACUCCAUGGUCGGUCCCGACGUCAAAAUCUACACCGCCGACCACCCUCUCUCCCCCGAAGAACGUUCGGGUCUCUCAGGCAAAGAGUGGGGCAAACCUAUAGUCAUCGAAGACGACUGCUGGAUUGACGGCGGAGCGAUUCUUUUGCCGGGCGUCACUAUAGGGAAGGGCAGUACAAUCGGAGCUGGGUCGGUGGUGACGAGGAGUAUCCCACCGAGGAGUGUGGCGGUGGGGAAUCCGGCGAGGGUGAUCAAGACAAUCUUGGAAGAUGGGACGGUUGUAAAGGUUUGAGCGGUUGGGAUCUUUGCUGGUGGUGUAUGGGGUUUUUUUGAAAGAUGUAAUGCUAUGCACUGGAACGUAAAGUACUAUGCGCGUGCCACUAAUCCAGAAAAGAGCUUCCCAUGGUAUAUACGAGUAGACGAUGAUGGAAUCAGCCCG